AUGAACUCCCACCUCGCCGAGCUUCUCGCCAUUGGCGAGGAGGUCACGGAUCCUGAAGAGGAAGCCUUCCUCCUCUUUAGUCAAGAGAUCCCAACUGGCAACCUGGGGUUCAUCGACUCACGCGCCACCUCCCUCGACGUGACGAUCCGUGGCAACGAGUACUCGAUCCACCAGUCUCCAACGUUGCUCUCAUCCUCUCGUGCAGGAGGUACCACGGGUGCCGUUCUCUGGAAAAUCACUCCCCUCUUCGCGGAAUGGAUCUCCUCCCCCUCCAACCCUCUCUGGAUACACUCCUUCCUCUCCUCGGACUCCGUGGUUGCGGAGCUCGGCUGCGGCAUCUCGGCCCUAGUCGCCUUGGCCCUGGCCCCCACCGUACAGCACUACAUCGGCACGGACCAGGAGUAUGUACGGCGUCUCUUUCGCGCUAACCUUGACGCCAAUGCGGCCGUGAAUGCGCCCUCAUGCAAACAAAAAGGCACUAAGAGCAAAGGCAAGUCUGCAACUAAAAAGCUGCAGCCCGGCGGAAACCCGACGGUUGCCAAUGUCACAUUUACUACAUUGGACUGGGAAACCGAUCAACCUGGCUUGCUGAAGAGUUGUAUCGAGUCUGAGGCUGGUGGUGGCCGUGAUGCGCCUCAUAGAAACGACGAUGAUAAAGAGGAAGAUCUAGGCUUCGAUCUUCUACUAUCUUGUGAUUGUAUCUAUAACGAAGCUCUCGUCGCCCCGUUUGUGCGCACCUGUUCGGAGAUUUGUCGCCUGCGCCCUGCAUAUGAGCCCUCCGAUGAAUCAGAGCCUCACGUUGGCCGGCCGACGGUCUGCAUUAUUGCGCAGCAACAGCGCGCGCCGGAUGUCUUCGAGACCUGGCUGCGGGAGACGCUACGAGAAUUCCGGGUUUGGAGAUUAAGUGACGAGGUUCUCGGAGAUGGAUUGAAGAGUGGUACGGGGUACUUGGUACAUUUGCUCUUGGCGAGGGAGAAGAGUUAA
This is a messenger RNA of Penicillium cinerascens, 984 nucleotides long. RefSeq names its product S-adenosylmethionine-dependent methyltransferase. The coding region runs from base 1 to 984 and encodes 327 amino acids. The transcript is spliced from 3 exons. Lineage: Eukaryota; Fungi; Ascomycota; Eurotiomycetes; Eurotiales; Aspergillaceae. The record is from RefSeq and is a predicted model, not a curated record.